AUGCGAGCGAUGCAGUCAUUUUUGGGAAGCCUCAACUACUACAGCAGAUUCAUUGAAGACUUCGCAAUAUACGCGGCGGUUUUGUAUGAACUACGAGAGGCGGAUUUUCAUGAGAUCAACCGUUUGAGUGAAGAUCCGACGCCUAUCGCAGCCGUAAGACCUGAUGACGCUCGCGAAGGAAGAGUGAAGGGCGAUCGUACUUUGUGUCCAAAAGCUGAGAUCGAUCGCGAUUUGUACCCAAUUGUGGGGGGCGAUCGUGAUUUGUGUCCAAAAGCUGAGAUCGAUCGUGAUUUGUACCCAAUUGUGGGGGGUGAUCGUGAUUUGUGCCCAAAACCGGAGAUCGAUCGCGAUUUGUACCCAAUUGUGGGGGGCAAUCGGGAUUUGUGUCCAAAAGCUGAGAUCGAUCGCGAUUUGUACCCAAUUGUGGGGGGCGAUCGUGAUUUGUGUCCAAAAGCUGAGAUCGAUCGUGAUUUGUACCCAAUUGUGGGGGGUGAUCGUGAUUUGUGCCCAAAACCGGAAGUCGAUCGCGAUUUGUACCCAAUUGUGGGGGGCAAUCGGGAUUUGUGUCCAAAAGCUGAGAUCGAUCACGAUUUGUACCCAAUUGUGGGGGGCGAUCGAAAUUUGUGCCCAAAACUUGAGAUCGAUCGCGAUUCGUACCCAAUUAAGGGGGGCGAUCGUGAUUUGUGCCCAAAACCGGAAGUCGAUCGCGAUUUGUACCCAAUUGUGGGGGGCGAUCGGGAUUUGUGCCCAAAAGCUGAGAUCGAUCGCGAUUUGUACCCAAUUGUGGGGGGCGAUCGAAAUUUGUGCCCAAAACUUGAGAUCGAUCGCGAUUCGUACCCAAUUAAGGGGGGCGAUCGUGAUUUGUGCCCAAAACCGGAAGUCGAUCGCGAUUUGUACCCAAUUGUGGGGGGCGAUCGGGAUUUGUGCCCAAAACUUGAGAUCGAUCGCGAUUCGUACCCAAUUGUGGGGGACGAUCGAACGCCUGAGACCAGGAACCGAUGGGAGAAGGCGAUAAUCGCAUUCACAUUGCUGAAAGCUAAGAUAGCCACAACUCCAAUCUUAAAACAUUUUGAUCCCGAUCGGUCUCCUGUGAUCAUGGUGUACGCUAGUAAGUAG
Peronospora matthiolae is the source of this 1116-nucleotide messenger RNA. NCBI's taxonomy places the organism in Eukaryota, Oomycota, Peronosporomycetes, Peronosporales, Peronosporaceae. The record is from the annotation of a GenBank genome assembly.